CGAGCCCCAUGGCCGCUUGCAUCAGUCGUUUGCCCCUGUGGCCUCUCCCCCCUCUCGCAUCCGUCCUGCUCCGGCCCUCCUGCUCAGCAGGGAAGAAGAGGGACUCCAACACUUGCUCAUCUUUAGAGCACGACUUACGAAGGGUGCCCCGGCCUUCGCCGCCGACCAACAAAAGGGCCGGAAGGGCCUCUCGCUUGUGCGUACAGCUCGGCGCCAGCUAUCUUGCUUCCCAAGGCUCUUCUUCCCCCGCCCCCGUCUCAUAAUUAGAAUCCCCGCCAUUUCCAAAUCCUUCCUGAGCUGCUGAAAGUGCCGACCAGAAAUGAAGAGGCAGUCGAAGAGGCCCGCCAGCAGCCAUGAAUCCACUGAAGAAGGGGAGAAGCUGGCGUUCGCGGAGGACGAGGCCCUGAAGGCGCGCAACACGGAGCACGACGAGGCCGAGCUGGACGACGUGGACGACGACGAGGACGAGCUGGCCGGCGGGCGCGCGGCGCGGUCGACGUGCGGGCUGGGCGAGAAGAAGCGGCGCCUGGCGCUGGAGCAGGUGCGCGCGCUGGAGCGGUGCUUCGAGACGGACAACAAGCUGGACCCGGACCGCAAGUCCCGCAUCGCGCGCGACCUCGGCCUGCAGCCACGCCAGGUCGCCGUCUGGUUCCAGAACCGCCGCGCCCGCUGGAAGACCAAGACGCUAGAGCGCGACUUCGCCGCGCUGCGCGCCCGCCACGAGGCCCUCCGCGCAGACUGCGACGCGCUCCGCCGCGACAAGGACGCACUCGCCGCCGAGAUACGGGAGCUGAGGCAGAAGCUGUCCAAGCCGGAGACGGCGGUGAAGCUGGAGGCGGCCGCCAAUGACGCCGCGGAGGAGCGCCAGGCGACGGUCGGCGCGUCGGCUGCGGCGCUCUGCAGCAAGGACGGCUCCUCGGACAGCGACUCCAGCGUGGUGUUCAACGACGUCGAGGCGUCGCCGUACUCCGGCGCGGCGUUCGAGCAGCCGGCCUUCGCCGGGUUCGGUGCACCAUUCUUGGACACGUCGGCGGCAACGACUUGCUGCUCGUCUCUAUCCAUGUUCGACACCAAGUGGCAGCAGGCGCCGGCAUACCCAUACGACUCGUACAAGAGCGGCGGCGGCUAUGGCUUCACGGAGGAAUGGCUCGCCAGCUCGGACGUGAUCGGCAGCGGCGACGGCGCGGCCAGCUUCUUCUCCGAGGAACACGCCUCCAGCCUCAACUUCGGCUGGUGCGCGAGUGGCACCGAGGCCUGGGAGUGAGCAGGUUUUGAUCUCCAUAUGGUUAGUGUAACCAAGCAAUGUUACGGUGGCGUUGUACAUUCAUGGAGCUUAAGCUCCGAGAAGGCACCUAGUGAUCUAGUGGCCAAAGCUAGCGGACAUCCAACGCAAGGCGGGAACAGGAGCAGUAGCCAGUAACAAUAACGGUGAAAAUUUGUGUCAGGCUAAUGGAGGAUGUAAAUGUAAAAAAUGUAAAAAGAGGCCGUCCUGCUCCACCGCCUGUCUUUUUGCGGUGUACCACUUGGUCACUUGGAUGCAAAGAAUCGGCAACGGUAGCGUACUAGGGGGCAAUGGGAAAUGAUAAGCAGGAUGCGAUUUAGGAUUU
Panicum hallii is the source of this 1607-nucleotide messenger RNA. Its product is annotated as homeobox-leucine zipper protein HOX13-like. The record is from RefSeq and is a predicted model, not a curated record. Gene Ontology annotation, cellular component: nucleus. NCBI's taxonomy places the organism in Eukaryota, Viridiplantae, Streptophyta, Magnoliopsida, Poales, Poaceae. Bases 320 to 1264 code for a protein of 314 amino acids. The transcript is spliced from 3 exons. Gene Ontology annotation, biological process: positive regulation of DNA-templated transcription. Gene Ontology annotation, molecular function: DNA-binding transcription factor activity, RNA polymerase II-specific; sequence-specific DNA binding.